Messenger RNA from Mitosporidium daphniae, 489 nucleotides. RefSeq names its product eukaryotic translation initiation factor 1A. The coding region runs from base 1 to 489 and encodes 162 amino acids. Gene Ontology annotation, biological process: translational initiation. The record is from RefSeq and is a predicted model, not a curated record. The transcript has 2 exons. Lineage: Eukaryota; Fungi; Microsporidia. Gene Ontology annotation, cellular component: cytoplasm. Gene Ontology annotation, molecular function: translation initiation factor activity; RNA binding.
AUGCCCAAGAACAAGGGUACUUCCCAAAAAACGGCAUCUCACUACUCGUUUAGGAAAGGGAGGAAAAAAUCGCAGGCGAGGAAAAAACGAAAACGAGAGCUCAAAGCGCGAGCUGAUAUACAAAAGCGAGGGCCAAGGUACGCAAUUAGUCUAAAAUUAUCAGUCUAUGGCCAGGUCACUCGUAUGCUUGGGUCUGGACGCCUCGAGGUGUACUGUUUUGAUGGUCAGACAAGGCUAGCGCAUAUACGCGGAAAGCUGCGCAAGAAAGUAUGGAUAAACCAAGGAGACAUUGUGCUGAUUUCGUUGCGAGAUUUUCAAGAGGACAAGUGCGACGUAUUGCUCAAGUAUACUCCGGACGAAGCACGAGUUUUGAAGCAGAUUAAAGAGAUUCCAGAAGGGGCCAAGAUCAACGAAAACGACAUGCAAGGUCCUGGUGGUGACGACGAAUGCGUCUUUGAGUUUGAGGAGGACGACAUUGACGACAUCUAA